Messenger RNA from Thermothielavioides terrestris NRRL 8126, 847 nucleotides. RefSeq lists its product as uncharacterized. The coding region runs from base 334 to 660 and encodes 108 amino acids. Lineage: Eukaryota; Fungi; Ascomycota; Sordariomycetes; Sordariales; Chaetomiaceae. The record is from RefSeq and is a predicted model, not a curated record. The transcript has a single exon.
CUCCCCAGCAGAUCCCACCCCAACGCCUCGAUGUCGGCAGCGAUAUGCCGCAGAGGACCAGGAGAGGGCGGUCCUUCCGCUGCCUUCUGUUUUUUUCUUCUUUGACCGAAGCACAUGGAGACCACAUUGCCUGGAGACUACCGAGAAGGACACGCAAUCCAUUCGUGGCAGCGGCCAGUCGCAACAAUCGGACGAUACUGUAGUGACGUGCUUGGACUGAGGUGGCCGAACUCAGCGCACCGUCUUCCAUUCACCGCGGUGCGAGGGAGACGGUUUCCUCCUCUUACACAGGAGCAUAGCACGCUAAUGAGGUGCAUUCAGAUGGCUGCUGACAUGGGAAUCUUCCGAGCUGCGAGCAGGGUGCGCCGUGCAGAGCCGAUGCAGGCGCAGGCGCAGGCGCAGGCCCCCAAGCCGCGGAAACCCGAACAGCCCAGGCUCCCCGUCUCUCUUCCGGUUUGCAAUUUGCAGAGCCAUUUGAUUGCUCCCGCCGAGGGAAUGGACCCGGGCUUUUCCUUUCUCCUUUCUGCUGGCACUGGCGGGCCUGGGAGGCACUGCAAGCCUGGAAGCGGGUCGCCCUCUCCACGAGUGGCCAUCCCGUCUGCCCUGCCCACCAAAGCAGCGGGCCCUUCAGCGCCGCCGGGCUGCAGGCUGCAGGCUUAGGCUUGUACAUACACUCCACUCGGUACUAGGUGUGGUUUGUAUGCUGGACGGGGAUGCACCCCCUCUCUGGCCCUACCUACUCGAAAUCCACACGCUCCUGGGGUCUGCCGGUAACGGGGAGUGUAGUGUGAAGUUACCUCACAUACCCAGCGGAAGGUAACGACACUACGGAUACCUCCUUGCCCCC